Messenger RNA from Leishmania braziliensis MHOM/BR/75/M2904, 573 nucleotides. RefSeq lists its product as hypothetical. The coding region runs from base 1 to 573 and encodes 190 amino acids. The record is from RefSeq and is a predicted model, not a curated record. The transcript has a single exon. NCBI's taxonomy places the organism in Eukaryota, Euglenozoa, Kinetoplastea, Trypanosomatida, Trypanosomatidae.
AUGCCCAGCAAGGCAUCAUCUUCCUCCAAGAAGCAAAAUGUGGUCACCUUCUGUGAAGCUCAUGAUCCGCAGUACGGCGUGCUGAGUCCGCUUUCCCCCAGCCCCCUUGUCGUGCGCCACGUUCAGUACCCCUCUCUGCACCACUACUUCCUGUGUGAGCGCUUCAAGGGAUCGCCAGCGGAGCAGUGGGUGACUGAAGCGACGACGGUGUGGUCGCUGGACCGCCUCGUCAAAGCUGCAGAAGCGGAGGGGUAUCAGCGCUCGAACUGGAACAAGGUGAAAGUGGACGUGAUGCUGCUUGGCACGUACCUCAAAUUUAAGCAGAACGAGGCAGCUCGGGCGGUGCUCCUCAGCACCCAUCCCUCCCUGCUGCUGUACCACACACCGAAGGACGACUUCUGGGGGGAUGGCGGCGACGGUACGGGAAAGAACGUGCUUGGCGUGGUAACAAUGACGGCCCGCGCGCGCCUGCACAGCGAGGAGGAGCGGCAGCAGGAGCGCGCGCCGGCCCCUGGCAGACAUGGUAAGCCCACCGCCGCCAAGUCUGCCCGCGCCCCUUCCACGCACACCUAG